UUUCUGAAGUGUAACACUGUACUCGAGGAAGAUUACAGGGGAGCACGCGAGUCAACGGAGGUUACACGAGGGGGCGGACAAAGAAUGCGAAAGGACUCGAAAGGUCGCAACUGGAGGUUGCGACUGACCGUUACAACAUCACGGAUGGGGAGCACGCGAGUCAACGGAGGUUACACGAGGGGGCGGACAAAGAAUGCGAAAGGACUCGAAAGGUCGCAACUGGAGGUUGCGACUGACCGUUACAACAUCACGGAUGCCAACCCGAACACGCCACCUUUAUUGCGCCUGCCUUCCAUUCCACCCAUCCCAUACAUUGCACGCCAUCGCUGGACAAGAGCUCAUAGAGUAUCUCACGGUAGUCCCUUCCUCUAGAUUUGCUCUGACCAGUACUGCUUUGCCCGCCAUGGCGGAAGCUACGCUUUCCUCCGCCUCCGCCAAGUUCGCAACGUUCGACGGGCUUCGCGGCACUGGCAAUGGCCGAUCCAGCCGUGUCGCGUCCGUUGCCCCGUCGGCAGCCACGUCGCCAUCUCUCGGUCGCGUUCAAGCUACCGCCACUCCCGUGCAGCCGCCGGCAGCGGCGCCGGCGAAGCGGAGCAAGGUGGAGAUCUACAAGGAGGAGAGCAACUACCUGCGCUACCCGCUCAUCGACGACCUCGCAAACGAACUCCCCAACGUCAGCGCCGCCUCGGAGCAGCUGAUCAAGUUCCACGGCAGCUACAUGCAGGACGACCGCGAGGCGCGGCAGGGGGGCGGCGGGCGCGCGUACCAAUUCAUGAUGCGCACGCGGCAGCCGGGCGGCAAGGUGGACAACCGCCUCUACCUCGUCAUGGACGACCUCGCCGACCAGUUCGGCUCCGGCACGCUCCGCCUCACCACCAGGCAGACCUUCCAGCUGCACGGCGUGCUGAAGGCGAAUCUAAAGGAGGUGUUUUCGACGGUGAUCCGCAACAUGGGGUCCACGCUCGGCGCGUGCGGCGACCUCAACCGCAACGUGCUGGCGCCCGAGGUGCCCUUCGUCGACCGCCCGGGGUACCGCUACGCGCAGGAAUACGCCGAUAAGAUCGCCGCGCUGCUCGCGCCGCAGUCCGGAGCCUACUAUGACGUGUGGCUCGACGGGGAGAAGGUGCUGUCAGCAGAGGAGCCAGCGGACGUGGUGGCGGCGCGCGCAGACAACCGGUUCGGGACGAACAUCGAGGGCAGCGCGGAGCCGAUCUACGGCACGCAGUACCUGCCGCGCAAGUUCAAGGUGGCCAUCACGGUGCCCGGCGACAACUCCGUGGACCUGCUGACCAACGACCUGGGGCUCGUCGUGCUGUGCGACGAGUCCACCGGCCAGCUGCACGGCUUCAACGUCCUCGUGGGCGGCGGCAUGGGGCGGUCGCACCGCAACGAGCAGACGGAGCCGCGGCUGGCGGAGCCUCUGGGGUUCGUGGCGGCGGAGGACGUGCUGUACGCCGUCAAGGCCAUCGUCGCCGCGCAGAGGGACUACGGCCGCCGGGACGACCGCAAACAGGCGCGGCUCAAGUACCUCAUCCGCGACUGGGGCAUUGACCGGUUCCGCACGGUGGUGGAGCAGUACUUGGGCAAGCCUUUCCAGCCCUUCCGCCCGCUGCCCGAGUGGCAGUCCAAGCCCUACGUAGGGUGGGGCGAGCAGGGCGACGGGCGGCUGUACUACGGGCUGCACAUCGAGAACGGGCGCAUCAAGGGCGAGGCGAAGAAGGCGCUGCGGGCAGUCAUUGAGAAGUACAACCUGCCCGUGCGCAUCUCCGCCAACCAGAACCUGCUGCUCUGCGACGUACGCAAGGCGUGGCGGCCGCGCAUCACCCAGGAGCUGGCUGCCGUGGGCAUCCUGGGCAAGCAGUACGUGGAUCCGCUGAACCUGACGGCCAUGGCGUGCCCCGCGCUGCCGCUCUGCGGGCUGGCAAUCACCGAGGCGGAGAGGGGGCUGCCCGCCGUGCUCAAGCGUAUCCGCGCCAUGCUCGACAAGGUGGGGUUGCGGCAGCAGCAGGCGCACUCGCUGGUGGUGCGCAUGACAGGGUGCCCCAACGGCUGCGCGCGGCCCUACGUGGCGGAGCUGGGCUUCGUGGGUGACGGUGCCAACACCUACCAGCUCUGGCUGGGCGGCACGCCGAACCAGACGAAGCUGGCACGGGUGUUUCUGGAGAAGGUGAAGGUGGGCGAGCUGGAGGCGGUGCUGGAGCCGCUCUUCGCCAUGUGGAAGGCGCACGGCGCCAAGGCCGAGUCCUUUGGGGACUUCACCAACCGUGUGGGCUUUGAGGCGAUGAAGGAGUUCAUGGCGGGGUACACAGCGCCGGUGGCGCGGCAGCGGGGCAUGGCGCGGCGCAUCACAGUGGACGAUGAGCUGUCCAACAAGCUGCAGGAGGUGGCCAGGCAGCGCGGCACCACCGUCGCCAAGCUCACCCGGGAGGCGCUGCUGCAAUACCUCGCAGAGCAAAAGGAGUAGGUGCUAGCUGUAUGCAGUUGAGUUAACAUAAAUCCAUCUGUGAUGUAUUCCCAUGUAUGCUUUCUUGGAGCCACUCUUCAGCACGACACAUCUCUAGGGACUGUUGUUGAGUCCGGGCCCUCAGAUUCGUUUUAGGCCACGCUGAUUGAUCAGUGUCAAUCUCAAAAAACACCCUGAAAAUUAGUUUUUGGUAGUGGUUGUCUUACUGGUUGGCCCUGGUUGUUUCGUUUUCAAGGUUGAUUCAUCA
This is a messenger RNA of Closterium sp. NIES-67, 2711 nucleotides long. The record is from the annotation of a GenBank genome assembly. Lineage: Eukaryota; Viridiplantae; Streptophyta; Zygnematophyceae; Desmidiales; Closteriaceae.